Amoebophrya sp. A120 is the source of this 555-nucleotide messenger RNA. The record is from the annotation of a GenBank genome assembly. NCBI's taxonomy places the organism in Eukaryota, Dinophyceae, Syndiniales, Amoebophryaceae.
GCGGGAAUCCCGCCAGACCGGGUCUCGCAACGGGUCGGAGUCGCUCGGCAGUGGCUUGUAUCCGGUCGUGUGUGAACGAGUUCUUCAUCGCAUUCUCGUACUGCUGAACAAAUUGCAGUACUACAUGUUGCAUGACAGAUUUGCUUGACCUCCGCAAUCUGCAUGAUCACAAAUUCGAUUUUAUUUCCUUGUGAAAAAAUUUCAAUAUAUAUCUCUAGCAGUUGUGCGAAGAUGUUGAUGAAGAUAUUUUUCCUUUGCAUACUCUGGUUGUUGCCGCCCCCACGCCGAGUCGGUACACAGGGAGUGGUAUUUUUCUCUCGAAGUGGGACUUGGAAGCAAGAGAGCAGCUGAAGGCGAAAACGAAAAACAACAACGCCGCCAGUUCUUCUUCUUCUUCGUCUUCUUCUUCAUCUUCUCCCGAACAAGUGUUCAGCGCGACCAAUGAAGAUCAAGAUCCCAUCUCCCGGCCGCCUUCGCGAGAGGAGUUGUUGUAUGAGGAGCACAUGCCGCAUGGGAAUGACUACGACCUGAACAAGUUGCGGAACAACGAGUACA